AUGGAACCUUCAGAGCAACCUGUUCUCAAAGUCAAUCGCACUCAAACCGCUCUCGUGCUUGGAGGGAGUGUUCCUUCUGCUGUUCCCCCCGAUCUUUUAAUUCCUGGACCAAAAGGACUUGCGCCUUUACAAGGGAACACAGUCAAGAUUUUGGCUUCCAUACUUACACCACCUCUAUGUCCAUCAGCACUUUCGUCAAGAUUCAGAGUUUCUGUUCUGCUGUAUGGUUCUGCUGGCUGUGGGAAGAGGACUGUGGUUAAACAUGUCGCUAAACGAUUGGGCCUGCAUGUGGUCGAAUAUAGUUGCCACAAUCUGAUGCCAUCCUCUGAAAAAAAGGCAUCUGUUGCACUGGCCCAAGCUUUCAGUGCAGCUCACAGAUACUCGCCAACAAUCCUUCUUCUCCGCCAUUUUGAUGUUUUCCGUAAUCUAGCCUCCCACGAGGGAUCACCACAUGAUCAAGUUGGCGUGAACUCAGAAAUAGCAUCUAUCAUCAGAGAAUUUACCGAGCCAGUUAUUGAAGAUGAAGACAAUUUUUGUGAAGAAAAAUUAGAUGAUGAUACUGAAGUAAAGCAUGCUGAAAGAAUAUGCGGUCAUCCAGUGCUGUUAGUUGCAGCUGCUGACAGUUCUGAAGGGCUGCCUCCGACUAUUAGGCGUUGUUUCAGCCAUGAAGUUAGCAUGGGACCUUUGACUGAAGAACAAAGGAUUAAAAUGCUUUCCCAGUCUCUUCAACGUGUUUCUGACAUACUUCCAGAUACAUCUACAGAGGAUCUUGUAAAAGAGUUAGUUGGACAGACAUCUGGUUUCAUGCCUAGGGAUAUGCGUGCUUUAAUUGCUGAUGCUGGUACAAAUUUAAUUCCAAGGCGAAAUAUUCUGCCUGGCAAUGUUGAGUCUGGAAAUUUUGAUGGCAAGAGAACUCUUGGGUCCAAACCAGCGAAGGACAAUAAAUCAAUUAGUGAUGCACCUCAGGUCCUUGGAAAGGAAGACUUGGUCAAAGCAUUGGAGCGAUCCAAGAAAAGGAAUGCAUCAGCGCUGGGUACUCCAAAGGUGAAUUGA
This is a messenger RNA of Ilex paraguariensis (yerba mate), 1053 nucleotides long. Lineage: Eukaryota; Viridiplantae; Streptophyta; Magnoliopsida; Aquifoliales; Aquifoliaceae. The record is from the annotation of a GenBank genome assembly.